AUGUCGCCAUCUCACGGCGCUCCGACGCUCCCCACGGGGACAGACUAUCCCAAAAUGAACUAUGAUGCAGGAGCGAAAUGGAUCAAGCACUUGACACAAGGUCGUUUGGGGACCUUUAACGGCGGUCACUACGAUAGUGUCAACCUGGGCUCUGUGUUGUUCACUCAACGUCUUGACGAUUCCCAGCAUGUGAGGUUGCAAGUCUGGAGUGCGCCAGGGCUCUCGAAGCCGACGUUCGAGGAGGCCAUGAGGCAGAAGUUUAUGCCUGCGAAGAAGGGAGACUCGUUUGGGCCCUCUUGGGUAUGUUACCUUGGGCGUGCACGACUCACAAAUCACUGGUGGAAGGUGUCCAUCACUAUCCCCGCGUCCUUCCAGAAAUAUGAACGCGUCCAAUUCGAAUUCGACCCUGGGUGCGAAGCUAUGAUUUAUACAACAGAUGGUAUUCCUUUACAAGGAAUCACCGGAGGGUAUGGCGGCGAUCGUCGUGUUGAGCAUAUUAUCCCAGAAAGCGCUCGGAAGGCGGGGAAGUAUGAUUUCGUCAUCGAGUCUUCCUGCAAUGGCAUGUUUGGUGUUCCAUGGAACGGUGACACUAUUGAACCGCCAGACAUGAACAGAUACUUCGGCCUCGCUUCUGCAGAUCUUGUCGUUCCUAAUCAAGAGGCUUGGCGCCUGUUGUGGGACUUCCAAACUCUCCGCGAAAUUGCAGACUCGCUGCCUGGAAAUACUUCCCUACAGAACAAGGCGCUCGUUGCCGCAAAUGAAAUCAUGAACGUCUUCAACAAGGAAGAUCCUGCAAGUAUCACCCGUGCUCGCAAGAUUGCGGAGGAGGUAUUUGGUAAGGCGUGGGAUAAGGAGGGGGAGAAGGUCUAUGAGAAAGGUGCUUCAGAGGCAGUCAUUUGGGGAAUUGGCCAUUGUCACAUUGACACCGCGUGGCUCUGGCCAUAUCGUGUAACUCAGCAGAAAGUUGCUCGGUCUUGGUCUACCCAAGUCGAUCUCAUGGAUCGUUACCCUGAACACAGAUUUACAUGCAGCCAGGCACAGCAGUACAAGUGGCUUGAACAGCUGUAUCCUCCUCUCUUCGAGCGUGUCAAGGAGAAGGUCCUCGCUGGCAAAUUCCAUCUUGUUGGUGGUUCGUGGGUUGAGAACGACUCGAAUAUGCCAUCCGGAGAGGCUCUGGCCCGUCAGUUCAUCCUCGGACAACGGUACUUUGAGUCACGGUUCGGUAUUCGCUGUGAAACAGCGUGGUUACCUGACUCGUUUGGUCUCACGGGAGCCUUGCCGCAGCUAAUUCGGCUCGCCGACAUGAAAUACUUCUUCACGCAGAAGCUAUCAUGGAACAACAUAAAUACAUUCCCGCAUUCCACUUUCAACUGGGUUGGAAUUGAUGGCACUCAAGUCCUGUGCCAUAUGACCCCUGUUGAUACAUACACUGCGCAGGCGACAGUUGGCGAUGUCAACAAGGGUUUAACAAACCACAAGAACCUCGAGUCAUCUGAUAUUUCCCUCCUCGUUUUCGGGAAUGGUGAUGGCGGGGGAGGACCCCUUCCCAAGAUGUUGGAGAAUUUGAGGCGUAUUCGUGCAGCUUCCAAUAACUCUCGUGAAAUCCCUCCGGUAGAUAUGGGUCAUUCCGUUGAACAAUUCUUCGACACUAUUGCAAAGAACUCUGCCGCAGGAAAGAAGCUUCCCAACUGGAAUGGAGAACUUUACCUUGAGUUUCAUCGUGGAACCUACACGUCUCAUGGUUCCAUUAAGAAGGGCAACCGCAAAUCCGAGAUUCUCUUGAGGGAUGUUGAGUUGCUCGCUACUCUGGCGUCAUUGUACAAAUACCACAAGGACUACAUUUACCCCAACGAGAAGAUAAACGACUGUUGGGAGAAAGUGCUGCUCAAUCAAUUCCAUGAUGUGCUCCCAGGGUCAGCGAUAGGGAUGGUGUAUGAGGACGCAGAGAAGCUCUAUACCGAAGUCAGAAAGGAUGGUCGACAGCUGCUUGAAGACGCUUUCGGUGCACUGUUCCCCAAGUCAGUUCCGCUGUCCGAUUGCAUGACGCACGCCAAUAAGUCGGGUCGCUUGGUUGCCUUCAAUACUACCUUCUUCCCUCGACGAGACGUCGUCCAGAUACCCUUGACCGGCGGCGCCGCUUCUUUAAAGUCUCAGGUAGUCCAGGCAUCGAAGGAUGGCACUAUCGGGUAUGCUCUGAUGGAUUGUUCAUCUGGCGCGAACGUCUCAACUACUAUGGGGCUAUUUGCGGACUCAGUAUUCACGAACGGCUCGGAUAAUUUUGUACUCAAGAAUGCCAGCAUACAGUUAACAAUCUCCAAGGGCAGAAUCACUAGCCUCUUUGACGUUGAACUUGGGCGAGAACUAAUCCCCCAAGGCCAGACUGGUGGACUGGUGAUCUUUGAUGACCGCCCGAACUACUGGGAUGCAUGGGAUGUUGAGAUUCAUCAUCUCGAGACCCCACAUCCUGUGCAGUUCUCGAAUCUUUCGGUUGUUGCUGAAGGACCUCUACGUGCAUCCAUCAAGUCUGUGAUCAAGUACCGACAAAGCACCAUCACAGUCACGAUCUCCCUGGACGCGAUUACAGCUUCCAUGAAGAAGGACUCACGGUCUAUGUUUGCUUUUGACGCUGUCGUUGACUGGCACGAACGGCACGAGUUCCUCAAAUUUGAGGUUCCUCUCAACAUACACAGUGAUUACGCCACCUACGAGACACAAUUCGGCUAUGUCCAGAGACCCACUCACAAAAACACGACCUGGGACAUGGCCAAGUUCGAAGUUUGCGGUCAUAAGUACGCGGAUCUGAGCGAAUUCGGUUAUGGUGUCGCCAUUCUUUCCGAGUCAAAAUAUGGAUUUUCGUGCCGUGGUAAUGUCUUGCGCAUCUCGCUUCUCCGCUCGGCUACAGCUCCCGACGCCGAGCAGGAUCAAGGAUUGCAUGAGUUCUCUUGGGCUGUCAUGCCUCACAAGGGAUCCUUCUUAGAGUCUGACGUCCCUAUUGCCGCAUAUCUCUUCAACUCCGCUCCUCACGUGCGCUAUCUUUUGGAUGGAAGCGCAGAAUUCCCACUGCUCAAGGCAAAGCCGCCAUUUGUGCUGAAGGGCGAUAGGAACGUUUUCUUGGAGACUGUCAAGCGUGGUCUGGACGAUGAUUUUGGUUCCAAGGAGCUGACAUCCGGGACAACCGUCGUGCUCAGGUUAUAUGAGGCAUUCGGUGGGCAUGGCCGCGUCAAGCUUCACAUUGCGAAACACCUCCCUGUUGCCAAGGUCGUCACUACAAAUUUGCUGGAGGACGAGGGAAGUUUGAUGACACUUGUCACGGAGUCAGACAAGUCAUUGUCGCUGACACUUGACUUCCAUGGCUUCGAGGUGAAGACCGUCAAGAUUGCAUUCGGCAAGUCGUCAGUGUCCAGCCAGGAGAGUCCCGUACGAGAGAGCUGGGUCACAGUCGACGACGACGACCUGUGA
Molecule: messenger RNA, 3459 nt
Organism: Fibroporia radiculosa
Lineage: Eukaryota; Fungi; Basidiomycota; Agaricomycetes; Polyporales; Fibroporiaceae
Exons: 29
Coding region: 1-3459 (1152 amino acids)
Biological process (GO): mannose metabolic process; oligosaccharide catabolic process
Cellular component (GO): fungal-type vacuole membrane
Molecular function (GO): alpha-mannosidase activity; carbohydrate binding
Source: RefSeq, a predicted model, not a curated record